Molecule: messenger RNA, 2277 nt
Organism: Acanthamoeba castellanii str. Neff
Lineage: Eukaryota; Discosea; Longamoebia; Acanthamoebidae
Exons: 13
Coding region: 1-2277 (758 amino acids)
Biological process (GO): intracellular distribution of mitochondria
Cellular component (GO): cytoplasm
Molecular function (GO): mRNA binding
Source: RefSeq, a predicted model, not a curated record
AUGGCAGACGCAUGCGCAGCAGAAACCCUCACGUCCUCUUAUGUGGAUCUCUCUGCGCCGGUUCAGGACGCCGCUGCAUCCCUCUAUUCGGCUAUUACGGCGGAAUGCGAAGGUGGAACAUAUGACGACACCGGCGUGCCCUACGUCUACUCGCCCUACGUUGACCCCACCCGCUGCCUUGCAGGCAGCCCAACAAUCAAAAAGAAGAGCAGUGCCUGCGUGGACGUUCUCCAUUCGCCCUUCGUGCAGGUCCCAGACGGCUAUUCCACUCCCGUGCACGGCAAGGCUUGUGACGACGUGGGCAACUUCCCCGAUCUCCUGGAGGAGGCUUCGCCCUCCAAGGCACCACCGUCGACCGUCAGCGAUAAAGGUGGAAGCACGCGUGGUACCAGCCCCUUCUCGUCAGAAGAGGAGGCCGUGAUGCAGGUGGAGGCCCUGCUUGCAUCGCUCCCGUCGGACAAGUCUCGCCAGCGCGUGGUAUCACAGCUCAAGGCUGCACAAGGUGGUGGCGACUUCACCGUGCUGGAGCCAGCAGCUGUUGUCGCCAAAGGGAAGGGAGAGCGGGAGAACAUGGACGGGGUUCGGCAAUGGAACGAAGAGUAUCAGAGCGUGGUGAGCAAGGGACUCAAGAACCUCAAACCCGAGGACGUGCGCACCAUUGCGCGACUUAUGAACGACUUUGUCCGGCAGGCCGAAACCUACGCCAAGAUCAUCAUCAACGAACUCAACGUUCCCGACCACCGGAAGACCAUCAAACCGGCCGGGGUGGGCGGGGUGGCCGGCGGGAGGAAAUACAUCGUGCAGGGCAUCCUCUUCAAGUUCUGCCUCGACCCGUUGGUCUCCAAGAAGCCAAUGACGUGGCUCUACGGUGGCGAUCGGCCGGACGAUGAUGCCGCCAUCAAGGCUGCAGGCCUGGAGCUGCAAGGUCUCUGCACGUCCACCACCGCAACCAUCACCAGCCUCCACCACCCGCUUAUCGCCCUGAUCGAUUACAAGGGAUUCAGACUGGUGGCCAUCUGCCUGCUCCCAAUUGGGCCAGGUUCAAACGAUGCAGGGCACACAAUCAAGGUGGGCGACGCGAAGCUGGACCAAAUGAUGGAGCUGCUCGGAGAGUACCUCAACCUACGCAAGCACCUGGUGGGCAAGCAGGGGGCGACAUCGAAGGCCAUCUGGGCACCGACGGGCGCUAUUACCUCCUUGUUGGACGGCAGGGGCGUGUUCUUCCGCAUGCUCAGGCCCGAACUCGUGCGCAGCUUCCGAGUCCCUCUCUCCUCUGAUACCUUUACCGGGUGGGGGAUGUACGACGACAAUCGUACGGAGUACGAGCUGGACGUGCGUGAGGCCACCAACCUCGUGAUCGAGGAACGUAUACCUGCUCUCGCCGAGGAGAUCGACCAGCUCAAAAUGCACUCGCGAGGGGUGAAUCUGCGCCAUUUGGGCCGACUGCGCCAGCAGAUGAGGUCGGACAGAGAUGGGCGCCUGAUCUUCUCGAUUGCCCUAAGUCGGGCGUUCAAGUCCAAGCUGCGCGAGCGCAUGCGCAACAGCGUACAAAACCAGAAGCACUCGGCAUCCGAGUCGGAUCACUUCUGGCAGAGGGGCAUCAAAAGGACUCUGAAGCAGAAGUUCCCAUUCCUCCUCACCGAAGAGGAGCGCCACGAGGACUACGAUCUUCGCGGGGUCGGCUACAUUAAAAUGGCGUUCACGCUGAGCUUCAAUCUGGGCCUGGUCCAGCUCCCGAGCGUGGUGACGGAAGCGAUCUUCAAGGAUCCCACAUCCGUGCAGUUGGUGGAAACCGAUAUCCUGAGCAUCCCCGCCAUCGUCAAACACACGCAUCUCACGCACAUCUUCAGCAGCAACAUCUGCAUGCUUGAGGCAGCCACGAACAACCACAAGGUGUCCGCUGCACUUCGAUUACUCUACCAGGCCCGAGAGCACCUCGUAACGGCGACCAACAUGUUGGCGUCGUUGUGUCCGUACGCCAACUGGGUGCUCGGCUGCGUUGAGGUCGAGAUAGCGUCACGCCUGCUUUUCGAUCAGGAGGCGGAGCGGCUUUUCACCAGCUCCUACAACAGGUUUGAGAGGUCGUGCCAGCUGGACAAGGCAAACCAAGCACAGCUUAACUCGUGGGCCGACGCACUGGAACAGCAUGCGGCACGGCUGGCUGCCAAUGUCGGCGACGUUGGGCGGACGGAGGAGCUGCGUGCACUAGCUGCAGUCAAGCGGCAUCUCGCAGCUAGGGCAGGUGUGACAACGUACUCUCUCAUCACCAUGUGGUGA